UCCCAGGUCGUACGUUCCUGCGUACAACUGAUCAAUCAUGGCUGUGUCGUCAUCUAUGUUGAUUGGGUUAGAGGGAGAGCCAGUCUCAGGCCUGUGCAUUGCGCCAGGCGGACUGUCUUUCUGUCCCUUCGACAUACGAGACUGCUGUUUCGAUGGAGUUCUGGCGGCGGGGAUCUGGAGUAUCACCUCUUGCCGGCCGCGUCGGGCUCCUCGUCGGUUCGUCAGGCGACGGGUUUGGGCGUUUGGCACUGGUCGAGGUGGAUAUGAUGGGGGAGAUGGUGGUUUUGGGUUCGACCC
Messenger RNA from Serpula lacrymans var. lacrymans S7.9, 297 nucleotides. RefSeq lists its product as uncharacterized. The record is from RefSeq and is a predicted model, not a curated record. NCBI's taxonomy places the organism in Eukaryota, Fungi, Basidiomycota, Agaricomycetes, Boletales, Serpulaceae. The transcript has a single exon. The annotation marks the transcript as partial.